This is a messenger RNA of Nicotiana attenuata, 1069 nucleotides long. RefSeq lists its product as uncharacterized. The record is from RefSeq and is a predicted model, not a curated record. NCBI's taxonomy places the organism in Eukaryota, Viridiplantae, Streptophyta, Magnoliopsida, Solanales, Solanaceae. Bases 112 to 591 code for a protein of 159 amino acids. The transcript has a single exon.
UUACUUCAAUCAAACACAAACAGUUUAACUAUUACAAACCUAACAAAUAACAAACAACACUCUUCUUCUUCUUCUACAUCUCCUCUCUCAAUAUUCAUUUCCUUUUUCCCAAUGGCAACAAGAAAAAACUUCCUCUUUCUCGGAGGAAAAGACAGAGUUACCCCUCUCCCCUCUAGCAGCCUCCAGUUUGAAUUUGACGAAGCUGAAAUAUGGUGUAACAACACUAGUUCAAACGAAAAUGUUGUUCAUAAUUCUGAAGCCAAAAUAUCAAUACCCAAUUCAAGAUUCUUGAAAAAAACAGGGAAAAAGAGUGAAAGAUCAAGGGCAAUUUCGUCAACAUCAUUGCCGGUGAAUAUACCGGAUUGGUCGAAAAUUCUAGGGGAAGAGUACAGGAGUUGUCCGAAAGAAAUUGAUGAUAAUAAUGUUGUUGAAGAUUUUGAUUAUGAAAGUGGAAUUCCACCACAUGAAUAUUUAGCAAGAACAAGAGUUGCUUCAUUUUCAGUACAUGAAGGUAUUGGAAGAACACUUAAAGGAAGAGAUUUGAGUAGGGUAAGAAAUGCUAUUUGGAAACAAACUGGUUUUGAAGAUUAGUAAAUCUUGAUUAAUUAGCCGGAGCACCGGUAAAGUUGUAUCUGUGAUAUAUAGCUCAACGGUUUGAGCCGUGGAGUCGGUUAUUAAUGCUUGCGUCAAGGUAGACUGCUUACUUUAUACACCUGAGGUGCAGUCCUUAUCUUGAUCCUGCCUAAAUACAAGAUAUUUUGUGCACCGAGCUGCCCUUUUGAUUUUUUUCGUUAUUGGAUUAAUGGGUUAAUUUUUGUAAGUUAUUAUGGGGUUGGAUUGAUCCUCUAGUUUUGAUGGUUAUCUUUUAGUUGUGACUUCAAUUCAGAGGAUCUAAUGUAAUGUAAGUUUGUGUUACAUUAUUCAUAUUUCUUUUCCUUAGAUUUUGCAUAAUCCUUUGGAUUUUUAAUGGAAUAUCAGUCCAGAGGGAUUAGUUUGUAAUUUUAAACUUGAUGAGUUUGGAUAUAUUGGUACUGUAGAAUCUUAUCACCUAACUAAUUUAUUUUUUUUC